This is a messenger RNA of Vollenhovia emeryi, 1557 nucleotides long. It is a transcript of the gene VhaAC39-1, whose product is annotated as V-type proton ATPase subunit d. Gene Ontology annotation, cellular component: plasma membrane proton-transporting V-type ATPase complex; early endosome; vacuolar proton-transporting V-type ATPase complex. The record is from RefSeq and is a predicted model, not a curated record. Lineage: Eukaryota; Metazoa; Arthropoda; Insecta; Hymenoptera; Formicidae. The transcript is spliced from 6 exons. Gene Ontology annotation, biological process: vacuolar acidification; proton transmembrane transport; vacuolar transport. The coding region runs from base 136 to 1182 and encodes 348 amino acids. Gene Ontology annotation, molecular function: proton-transporting ATPase activity, rotational mechanism.
AUCUCAUGCACGUGAGAACUCACGGCGAACUUCUGCUCGCUCGGUCAUAUGAUUUUGUGGAAAAGGGCGAGCCCGGAGAAAGGAGUUUGACACAUCGGUCUCUCGUGCGAACGUGUUCGAUAUUUUUCUUGCAAAAUGAAGGGAUGCAUAUUCAACAUCGACGGCGGUUACUUGGAGGGUUUGUGCCGUGGUUUCAAAUGUGGCAUACUCCAACAGAGUGAUUACUUGAAUCUAGUGCAAUGCGAAACACUCGAAGAUUUGAAGCUACACUUGGCUGGCACUGACUACGGCAGCUUUUUGGCCAAUGAACCGUCUCCUCUUUCCGUCAGCGUCAUCGAUGACAAAUUAAGGGAGAAGCUGGUUGUUGAGUUUCAACAUAUGCGCAAUCACUCCGUCGAGCCUCUGUCUCAGUUUUUGGAUUUCAUCACUUACAGUUAUAUGAUUGAUAAUAUCAUUUUGUUAAUUACCGGUACCUUGCACCAACGACCUAUUUCCGAAUUGAUUCCAAAGUGUCAUCCGCUUGGCAGCUUUGAGCAGAUGGAAGCAAUCCACGUCGCUGCCACACCCGCAGAAUUGUACAACGCUGUACUGGUAGAUACGCCUUUAGCACCUUUCUUCGUGGAUUGCAUUUCUGAGCAGGAUUUAGAUGAGAUGAACAUCGAGAUAAUAAGAAAUACGCUUUAUAAGGCUUAUCUGGAAGCAUUUUAUAAAUUCUGCAAAGAUCUUGGUGGCACAACCGCAGACACUAUGUGUGAAAUACUUGCUUUUGAAGCAGAUAGAAGAGCGAUCAUUAUAACCAUUAAUUCAUUUGGCACUGAAUUGGGUAAGGAUGAUCGUGCAAAAUUGUAUCCUCGUUGCGGACGUUUGAAUCCGGAUGGACUGGCUGCCUUGGCGAGAGCUGAUGAUUACGAACAAGUGAAGGCUGUAGCAGAAUAUUAUGCCGAAUACAGCGCUUUAUUUGAAGGAGCAGGUAACAAUCCUGGUGACAAGACCUUGGAAGACAAGUUCUUUGAACAUGAAGUUCGUUUAAACGUCCAUGCGUUUCUGCAACAAUUUCAUUUUGGAGUAUUCUAUAGCUACUUGAAACUGAAGGAGCAAGAGUGUCGUAAUAUCGUUUGGAUUGCGGAAUGCGUUGCUCAAAAGCAUCGGGCUAAAAUAGAUAAUUAUAUCCCUAUAUUUUAGAUUAAUUAUGCGUAUUAAACUCGAUUACUUGUAUUUACUGCAACAAUAAUGUAAAAUUGUUUUUCUCAUAGUGCAAAAGUACGAGAUAAUAGUUUAAUUGUUACCAGAAGGGCUCUUGAAAGCUGUUUGUGGAACAAUAUCACCAUAAAAAUUGACUUUAAAAAUGAAGUAGAUAUGUGCAAGUAUAUAUCGGUCCAAUAUUAAUAAGCCGCAUGCAUACGUUAAGAAUUCUGGUUUAGAAUUGACAUUAUAAAAGUUUAAGUGAAAUAACAAAAUGUUUGUGUACAAACUGUAUGUGUACAUAAUGUAUCUUAUUGUAAUCUUGAAUGUAAAUCGUUUUUAUGUAUUAUUCUACAUUACAAUUAUUAACACAGA